Messenger RNA from Anolis sagrei ordinatus, 7485 nucleotides. It is a transcript of the gene ABHD2, whose product is annotated as abhydrolase domain containing 2, acylglycerol lipase. Gene Ontology annotation, cellular component: sperm flagellum; sperm plasma membrane. Gene Ontology annotation, biological process: sperm capacitation; medium-chain fatty acid biosynthetic process; medium-chain fatty acid catabolic process. Gene Ontology annotation, molecular function: monoacylglycerol lipase activity; acetylesterase activity. NCBI's taxonomy places the organism in Eukaryota, Metazoa, Chordata, Lepidosauria, Squamata, Anolidae. The record is from RefSeq and is a predicted model, not a curated record.
GGAGGCAGCCGGCAGCCGAAGCGGUCUGGGCGGCGCGGUGUGUGGCGGCGCAUCUCGAUGGGCGCCGCUCUCGAAGCAGGAACCGGCGGCCGGAGCGCCUGGGUGGGCCUGGCGGGGGAGCGCGCCUCCGCGGAUGAGGCUAAGUUAGACUUGAACAAGAGAUUUGCUUAGAAGAUUCGCGAGUUUCCUGUAUUUAGGAAUAAGUGCCACGCCUCACAGAUUUCAAGAUGAACUCCUUAAUGGAAACCCCUGAGCUGCCGGCAGUGUUUGACGGGGUGAAGUUAGCUGCUGUAGCUGCUGUUCUGUACAUUAUUGUCCGCUGCCUGAAUCUGAAGAGUCCAACUGCCUCUCCUGAUCUCAUAUACCAAGACACUCCUUUGGCCCGCUUCCUACUCAAGUCAUGCCCUCUUCUAACCAAAGAGUACAUUCCACCUCUGAUUUGGGGAAAAAGUGGUCACAUCCAGACUGCCCUUUAUGGGAAGAUGGGGAGAGUAAGAUCCCCGCAUCCUUAUGGACUUCGCAAGUACCUCACAAUGCCAGAUGGUGCAACAUCAACUUUUGACCUCUUUGAACCACUAGCUGAAAAUUGCAUUAGAGAAGAUAUCACAAUGGUAAUCUGCCCUGGAAUAGCUAAUCACAGUGAGAAGCAGUACAUCCGUACCUUUGUUGACUAUGCCCAGAAGAACGGUUAUCGAUGUGCCGUGUUAAACCAUCUUGGAGCUCUUCCUAACAUUGAGUUGACUUCACCACGCAUGUUCACUUAUGGUUGCACCUGGGAAUUCGGAUCCAUGGUAAACUACAUCCGCAAGACGUAUCCCCAGACCAAGCUGGUCGUCGUGGGCUUCAGCUUGGGUGGGAAUAUAGUGUGCAAAUACCUUGGGGAGAACCAGUCUAACCAGGAGUGCGUGUUGUGCUGUAUUAGCGUGUGUCAAGGAUACAGUGCAUUAAGGGCACAAGAAACCUUCAUGCAGUGGGACCAGUGCCGAAGACUUUACAACUUCCUCAUGGCAGAUAAUAUGAAGAAAAUCAUCUUGUCUCAUAGACAAGCUUUGUUUCCUGAUGGACCUAAAAACCCUCAAAGUUUAGUAGAUUCAGACCUGAACAGACUGCACACAGCAACGUCUCUCAUGCAGAUUGAUGACAACGUCAUGAGGAAGUUCCACGGCUACAAUUCCUUAAAGGAAUAUUAUGAACAGGAGAGCUGUCUGCAUUACUUGCACAGAAUCUUUGUUCCACUCUUGUUGGUUAAUGCUGCUGAUGACCCUCUGGUACAUGAUAGUCUCUUAUCAAUCCCAAGAGCCCUCUCAGAAAAACGGGAGAACGUCAUGUUUGUUUUGCCGUUGCACGGAGGCCACCUGGGCUUCUUUGAGGGCGCAGUACUCUUUCCCGAGCCCCUCACCUGGAUGGAUAAGCUUGUGGUGCAAUAUGCCAAUGCCAUCUGCCAGUGGGAGAGGAACAAAUCUCAGUGCUCUGACACAGAACAGUCAUCUGGCCAAGAAUAAACGAUCCCAAAGAGGCUUCAGGCUCUGUCACCUUAAUCCUCCUCUUCUGGAAAUCUUUCCUUCCUCUCCUUCUUUUCCAGGACUGACUUCUUCGCUGUCUUGAUCUUUGGCGCUGGACCACAGUGGUUCACGCCAGAGCGGAGGUUGCUAUCCAAGGAGUUAAUGCCUGGUUUUGAUGCAACUUGAGCAAGUUUGAAUGUUUGCAGCGCUCUCUAUUGCAUUGAGAGAACCGAUUCGCUCUGUCGGUGGAUUACGAUCCGUAAGCUUGCUUCAAGAUUCCGAAAACAUUCGGCGACAGAAUCGUUGUGAAAGUCACAAGCGGUUCCAGUACUCUUGGCUCUCUGCUCACUUUUUCUCUGAUGAAGAAACAAUCUAGAAAUAACCUUAUCUGGGUUUUUUUGCAAAACUUGUAUAGCUGUCAGCAAUGUGAGUUACGAGUGCCAUUCUCUUUGUCCUUGCGUUUCCGCUUCCAGUAGAGGGAAGUUUAUAUCAUUUGGUAGAAGAAAUCAGCCACUUUCUUCUGCAAGUAAUCGGUGCCCACCAAACCUGGGAAAUGAUACGGAGCCUUGCAUUUUGAGAAUUGCAUCUCAACAAAGGCUGAUGCCCUUUUUGAUAAGCGCACCGCUGAGGUUUAGAUUGCAUUGGGAAUAUUUGGAGUGCGGUCUGCACUUCGGUUGCUCCAGUGUUUUGGAGCAACGGCGUUGAGUCACACGUUUGUCUUUCAUGUUGGAAUUUCACACCUAGAUCGUUCUGUUACCUCUUGGGACUAAACAAGUAGCCUUGUGAUACUUUUGCCUUUUCUAAUGUAAGGAAUUUUACUUUGACACAGGACUUAGUGUGCUCUUAAACCCAGGCCUUUUAACACAGUCUACAAAUGGGAAGUGAGUUGCUACCAGCCUGUGGAUGUUUUGUUUUGAUUUUCCUUUCUUGGGACUCGAUAGAAAAACAGUGUAUGUGCCCAUAGGAACAGAGAAAGAAAAACAAAAGAAAUCCCAAGUAUUUUGAGUGGCUAUUUUAGGCACCAUUCUUCCCUUAGGAAUAUUGGGGUUUUGGUGUCGACGAUGCUGGACAGCUAGAAAUAUUUGUGCAAGAGCUGCCUCGGCUGUUAGUGGGUUCCAUAGGACACAGCUAUGCGUCUGCUUGUCCUUAUUGUAUUUCAGCAAGAGGACAUUGGUAGGAUGUUGUGAAUGUUGUAUUAGGAAGAGAUGCAGUGAAGAAACAGCCUCAUUUUCCUGAAACUUAUCAAAGGAAUGAUAUUUAGGAGAAUUUUAAACAUCAAAUUGUGAAGAUGAUUUUAUUGAGACCAUGGCAGUCUUAGGUUAGAGGGACUCUGCUUCUCUUCAACACCCUUCCUCGUGGCUCCAUUUCCUCAUUCUCUGUUACAGCCAUUCUCUCCUCAGAGGUUCCUCUUAUCAUUUAGCACUUUAUGAUUUUAAACUUUAGUUUUGCUACCUAGGCACUUUAGGUUACCGUGCCCUUUUUUUGUCUGUUUGCGGUCCAUGGGCAUGAAGCCUUGGGUUCUGUGCGGAGCAUCUUGGACCAGCUUUGACGUUCAGAAAGAUGUCCCUUGUGUUUGGGAGGGCGGCUCUUUUUUCUUUAAGUGAGCAAUAAUUAGGUACUUUUUUCAAAGGUGCAUUCCUCACGUCAGGUUUCUCCUGCCUUAUUUGUCCAGUGACUUUGUCAUCUUAGCAGGCUGUGUGACCUAAACACCGAUUUCCUAGUGAGAGGUGGCAGGCUCUACUUCUCCCUCAGACGCAACAAAAGGACCGAGCUGAAAGAUGCCAGUGUCCUUAAGGCUUUCUUUCUCUGUCCCUCCCAAAAUGUAGGCUUUGAUGUUGUUUCUCAACUUAUUCUAUGUUGUCUUUGGACAUUUCCUGCAUAUUCAUACAUGAUCAGAUACCAAUAUAAGGAUCCCAGAAAUGUUGUGUGCAGCUGAAGUUGGGAUUGUGCUGGUUAGGGAAUAUUAAAUACUUCUUUUCCUCCUGAGCAGAAUAGGUGUUUAACGUACUGUAUAAAAGGGCCCCUUGGUGGCCUAACUGAGCUGCUGAAUAUGCUGACCAAAAGGUUGGCGAUUCGAAUCCGGGGAGUGGGGUGAGCUCCCUCUGUUAGGCCCAGCUUCUGCCAACCUAGCAGUUCGAAAACAUGCAAAUGUGACUAGAGCAAUAGGUACCACUCUGAUGGGAAGGCAACAUCACUCCAUGCAGGCAUGCUGGCCACAUGACUUUGGAGGCAUCUAUGGACAACGCUGGCUUUUCAGCUUAGAAAUUGAGAUAAGCACCACUCUCCAGCGUAGGGCACGACUAGACUCAAUGUCAGGGGAAACCUUUACCCUUACCCACAGUAUAGAAAACACGAGUUAAUUGAGUUUAUUUAUUCCCAGUAGGUUUCACAAAGUGAGCUGAAAGGGAGUCAGCUAUUGGCUCCUUUCACAUCAAUAUCAAAGAUGGUAGUUUAGCCUCCUCCAUAGCAUAAAGCUUUUACUUUUCGCAGCCAAUAAGACCUGUUGCUGAGAGCCACCUUCCCCAUCAGCUUCGCUUUUCAAAGAGUGGGAUGCUACACAGCAGAAAGAAAAUAGCAUUGUCUUCUGCAUAAGAAAUAUCUUCCUCUGAUGUAAUGGAAUGGAACAAAUUCUCACCCGAGAAGACAGCCGGGUUCUUUGCAACUCAGGGUUCUUUCCCUGACCUUUCCCCGCUGGAGGAAGGCAUGAGGGGUCUGUCCAGAAGCCCUCCUGUGGUUCAUUGGUUUUGGGUGCACACAAGGAAAAGCCACAUAUCCCUGCCUUUUGCGGCAUUUUUAAACUCAGGGAUGAUUAUCGCUAUGCCUCUAUCUAGCCUUUUCAGAGAGGAACUUGUGGUUUUAAACUCUUUGGAAUAGAAGACAAGUGCAGCCAAUUCCUCGGAGGUUGUUUUCAUGUUUAGAAGAAAGUUCUAUCUGGAUAACACAGAUGAGAAACAAAGAGAAGGGCCCAAAUUCUCACUCACUGGAUGCGUGUCAGUUGCAUCCCAGGCUUGGUCUCCCUGACAAGGAGAAGAGAAAAGUAGGCAGCUGAGCUGGAAAAAUGAGGUUCUGCCAUUAGUUGAGCAUCAAGUAAAACCACAUAAAACAAUAAAAUGAAAAGACCCUGUGUAGGGAAAAGAGUAGGACAAUAAGCACUUAGUAAGCGGAAAUCAAACCUUUUUGAAUAUUGAAAAAAAAUUGAAAAGAAACAUUGACAUGAUUCUAAAUCCCUUCUGAUUCCCAAUGAGAUCCAAUUGUUGCUGCUACUCACCAUCUUGCUGAAAGAGACUGAAAAAGAAAAUGUAAACACGUUGAAAUAUUUAUUCCUCCUUUAUUUUUUAUUUUUUUGGUAAAUUGGACCUGUCAAUGUUUAAUGGGAAGUGAACACUGCCCAAUGGUGACAUUCUGACAUCCUAAAUAAGCAUUGGUACUCAAAGAAUUUGGUUUGUAUCUAAACUGGUGGUUCUCAGCCUGUGGGUCCCCAGAUGUUUUGGCCUUCAACCCCCGCAAAUCCUAAACUGGCUGGGAUUUCUGGGAGUUGUAGACCAAAACACUUGGAGGCCCACAGGUUGAGAAUUACUGAUCUAAACAAAUAUGUUUAGAUCAGUGAUUGAACUGUGACUCCAAUUUGCAACUCCAUUGUCUCUCAUCAAACUAUAUUUCAGUGGUUCUCAACCAGUGGGUCCCCAGAUGUUUUGGCCUUCAACUCCCAGAAAUCCUAACAGCUGGUAAACUGGCUGGGAUUUCUGGGAGUUGUAGGCCAAAACAUCCAGAGACACACAGAUUGAGAACCACUUCUAUGUUGGCUAAGAUCAGUAGGAGUUGCCAUCUAUCGGAAGAGCCACAUGUUCUCCACUCUUUAUCUGGAAGUAAUCAUGUUUACAGUUCUGUACCAUACAUGUGGUAAAUACAUUUUGUUUUAAAAAAAACAUUGUUGAUCCUGGGUUGUUGUAGGUUUUUUUGGGCUAUAUGGCCAUGUUCUCGAGGCAUUCUCUCCUAAGGAGAGAAUGCCUCUAGAACAUGGCCAUAUAGCCCGAAAAAACCUACAACAACCCAGUGAUUCCAGCCAUGAAAUCCUUCGACAAUACAUUUUUGAUCCUUUUUUCUCUUAUCAGACAUGCUCCUACAGUCAGCCAUAGUCAUCUCCAAAGGACAUGCAGAUAGUUAAUAGUUUUCCUCAAUUUUUAUUGUUUCCCAGUAUAAGGUCAAUUUCGUUGGUCUUCGUUUGGGGUUACUUCUGGAUUCUGAGGAUUUUUAUCAUAUAGAAUAUGCCUCUGUGUGCAGUGGUGCUCAACCUGUGUGUCCCCAGGUGUUUUGGCCUUGAACUCUCCAAAAUCCCAGCCAGUUUACCAUCUUUUAGGAUUUCUUGGAGUUGAAGGCCAAAAUAUUUGGGGACUCUCAGGUUGAAAACCACUGCUCUAUAGGGAGACGCACAAAGAGGGUCCAGUUUUUUGUUUUGAUUUAGUUAGCAGCUUCUGCAGCAGUAACUAGGAAGAUGUUUAGAAGUGUCCAAGUUGCAUUUCCUCCUCUUUGCCUGUUUUUAUUGGCAGUUUUCCUCUGAGGUCUUAGUGCAUAUCAGGUCCACUUAUUACAGCUGGAAACAAUGAAGGUAAAAAGUGUGUAUGUGGAAUUGAAGGUCAUUUGCUCAAAGAGCAAGGCUUCAAUCCAGAUGAGGAAAUGCUAUACAGUGCUCCUGGAAUUUGUGGCCUUUGUAAACAUCCUGUUGUGCUGUCUUACUGACGUUCCUCUCUCGAAUUAUUUUCUGAAAGUCCGCUUUUCUCUCGAAAGGGUCUUUGUCACGGACGCAUUGCAAAAUGAGAUGAAAUCAUCUGGGUGGGAAAAUGUGUCUUUUUUAUUAUCAGUAACUGUACUGUAUCUCCUUUAAAGUAUGUGGUGUUUUGUUCUUUUUUGCUGGUUAUGCGAAAGGGCACAAGCCUGAAAGGGCAGCAUUUGCUAAGCUGGAACUGAGAAUUGGCUCCCCUCCUUUCAGCUUUUCCUCCUUUUCCUCCCCAUUUUUGGCAAACGGAGGCAGGAAUCCUCCAUUCUUGGGUCCACCAUGCAUUUAUUCUAGGACAACCCAUUGCCUCCUGAGCGGUGGAUUUUGUCAUUCAGCAUCAAUACUCUUGUGCCAGUAGCAAGAUGUGCAUUAAUGCCUCUGUGCAGAAAGCCUUGCCCCAAUGGAAGGAAGUUCCACUUCAUAUCAGAGAGAGCGCAAAAGCAGUGCCUAUCUAAGCGUUAACACUGAUUCAAGCGACUCUUGUGAACUUGAAGCACUAAACCUGGCAUCUGGGUUGACCCACGGUUGUGUUCAGUCCCUUUGAAUCUAUGCCCUCCCAAGCUGAUUCCAUCACAGCUGUAUGUAGUAGUCAGCGCAUAGAUUCCUUCUAGGCAGCCUCUCUUCUCAUUUCAGAAAGCACAACUUUUCAAAAGAGAGGUUCCAUUUUUUUCUUCUGGACAUAACCAAGCAGAGGGAUAUCUCCAAACACCUCAGGAAGCUCGACCUGUACCUGUGUGCACUCUUUGAUUUCUGUCACUGCAGCUGCCUUAUCCGAGUGAGAGGAGUGUGAGGCUUUUUUUUGUGUUCGUUCCUUUUUUUUAAAAAAAAAGUCUACUUUGGCAAUUUUUUGCUUCCAAACAGACUUUUUGGAAACCGCCACUUCCACAUUCCUAAUUCCUUUGGAAACAAAAAAAAAAUGCUGCCCUGAAAAGGUUUCAUGUCUGCGAGUGACUCUCGUUGCUGCUGGCUCCUUAUCGGAUCCAUUGGGGCCAGUGGUCUUGGGAUGAAGGUUUGCAACUAGCAAUGCAAUUUUUCUAAAUAUGCUUAAGGUUCCGAGUUUUUCAAAACAAAAAAAGUGUGUCCUUGAUUUUUUUUUCUUACUUUUUUGUGUUCUGUGUGUGCUAAACGGAGGUCAUUGCGGAACAGAGUAAUUUUGUUAUAUUUAAUUCUUUGCUUAAGAAAAUAAAGACCUUACUGAGUUCAUAACAA